UUGAGCUUUACAAACUGUUUAUAUUUUACUAAAAUAAUUCUAACAAAUCCAGCUUCAGAUCUUUUGCUACAUUUAAUUCACUUUAUUCCGGAUUUUCUGUUUAAUGUCAUUUAAAGGUUAGAACAUGUGAAAUAAAACCAAGUUUUUAAAAUGUUUAAAAGCCAUUUUUAGCCCGAUGAUCAUAAGAUCAGAUGGUAGAUCGGAGAUCUGAGGGCAACGAUGAGCGUUUUGAUUUCCUGUUAGACUGAAAUCUCAUUUUAGAAACGGCUGGAUGUUUCUGUCAGGGGGCUGGAGGGAAAUCCCAGGAUUGGUCAACUUUCAGAGAAUGUGAAGCAGAGACACCUGACUGAAAAGAGCUGCAGAAAUAAACUUUGAAUUAAAAAGUGACGUGAGAGCAGCUGACCCAGGAGGAGAACCAGAACUCUGUGGUUCCUCUGCUGCUGGCCAGAAAUAAAUUAAAACAUUAAAGAAACCAGUUAAUCUUGGAUUCCUGCUCCCAUCCUGAGGCUCUUAUGUUAGAGACAGACAUAUUUUACCUUCAAACAAAUAGAGAUCUAGGAACUAAAAUCUUAACCACUAGUUGAGCUUCAUUCCAGGAUGUUUUAAAGGAUCUGAUGUGGAAAAACUAAACUACACUAAACUAACCUACACUCACCUGUCCUCUGAUCAUAAACUUCUGCUUUUAUCACAUCUGAGGUCCACUUUCACUCCGGGACAAUUUAUUCAGCUGCUAUAUUUGAUGUUCUGCAUAUUUAAGCUAAAUUACUGCAACUUGUUAUAUUUUAAUCAAACACUGCAGAGACAGCACUCUGAACAGCUGUGCUCUGCAGCAGCUGGGAGAUAAAGAUGAAUCAGUUUUACUGUAGUAAACAGAACAGGAGAAACUAAAGCAACAGAGAGAUGAGAUGAUCCAUGUUCAGCCUGUUGCAUCUGUCCUGCUUCAGGUCUGUUUACCUUUCAGAGCCACAUGCAGAGAAUCACUCAGGAGAGGAGAAAUCAGUGAAAGGUGUUUAUUUACAAAGUGAAGUAAUGUGCAGCCGUAACGAUCUGGGUGGGUCAGGGGACUUCUGGAAGAAAUAAUGAAUUAGUGGAGCAGAUGAAGGUAACAGUGUUGGACAUGGGACUUCCUCAGGAUGAGAGGUGAAUCCACCUGUAGGUGAAACUGCAGGAUGGUAGGCAGAGAAGCUGAUGAGCCACAAGGGUUAAAACUCAGGCAACCAGCUCCUUAUAUCCAGGUUUGAAUGAGGCUGAUUCCCUGCAGGUGUUCAGCUACACCUGCAGGGAAUCAGCCUCAACCAUGCAACAGUUUCACCUGAGCGCCCUCUGGUGGCUACCUGCUGCAAAGCCACAGAGAAAACACAAUGAAGAUACUCUGAAAGCUGGAAACUGGAUUCACCUCCAGUUGUGAAACCCACCACAACAUCGCUCUACUGCUCUAUGAUGGUUUCUAUUUGAAGUUUCUUCCCAGAAUGCUGAGUCCAUGAAGAGCUGCUAUGAGUCCACCCGGCUUGUUCAGAACCAGACUUUCUCUGAAGAACAAAACCGGUCUCUGGGAACCAGAACCGGAUUCUGCUCCGGAUUCGGUCCUUCAACCUCAACCCAGCUGUUUGUCAUUUCGGAGCAACCAAUCAAAAUCAGAACCUCUUCAGUUUAAAGGAAGGUUCUGCACAUCUGAACUGGAUCAGUGCCAGUUUUUUCUCCCCAGACCAAGUUCUGAUCCAGAACCCGAACCCAGUUGUUUGUCCCUGAGGAGCAGCCAGGCAGCAGGAUGGAAAUCCCACCCAGACCUGAGAGUGGACCAGCAGAGCUCAGCGGUUCCCAGCGGUCCGUCUGGGCAGCAGCUUCAAACACAGCUGGACUCCAUAUUUACGGAACUGGAGCGAAACAUGAUCCGUUUUAUAAAGAACGAACUGAAGAAGAUCCAGAAGGUUUUGAAUCCAUGUUACCCAGAAUGCUUAGAGAGUCGGAAGGAGGAUGAGGAGAUGGUGGAGGGUGAUGAUGACGAGCAGAGGAAGAGGAGCAGCAGUGAAGCUUUGCUGAAGAUCAUAGUUUUGUUCUUGAAGAAGAUGAAUCAGGAGGAACUGGCCGAGCAUCUGCAGAGCAAAACUCCUUCCAUGUGUCAACAUAACCUUAAAUCCUCCCUGAAGACGAAGUUCCAGUGUGUGUUUGAGGGAAUCGCUAAAGCAGGAAGUCCAACCCUGCUGAACCAGAUCUACACUGAGCUCUACAUCACAGAGGGAGGAACUGGAGAGGUCAACCAGGAACAUGAGGUCAGACAGAUUGAAACAGCAUCCAGGAAACAACACAGACCAGAAACAACAAUCAGACAAGAAGACAUCUUUAAAGUCCAACCUGGAAGAGAUCAACCAAUCAGAACAAUGAUGACAAAGGGAGCAGCUGGCAUUGGGAAAACAGUCUUAACACAGAAGUUCACUCUGGACUGGGCUGAAGACAAAACCAACCAGAACAUCCAGUUCAUAUUUCCAUUCACCUUCAGAGAACUGAAUGUGCUGAGAGAGAAAAAGUUCAGCUUGGUGGAACUGAUUCAUCACUUCUUUCCUGAAACCAAAGGAAUCUUUAGCUUUGAACAGUUCCAGGUUCUGUUCAUCUUUGAUGGUCUGGAUGAGAGUCGACUUGGUCUGGACUUCAACAACAAUCCGAUCCUGACUGAUGUUACAGAGUCCAGCUCAGUGGAUGUUCUGCUGACAAACCUCAUCAGGGGGAAACUGCUUCCCUCUGCUCUCCUCUGGAUAACCACACGACCUGCAGCAGCCAAUCAGAUCCCUGCUCAGUGUGUUGGCAUGGUAACAGAGGUCAGAGGGUUCACUGACCCCCAGAAGGAGGAGUACUUCAGGAAGAGAUUCAGGGAUAAGACUCAAACCAAGAAGAUCAUCUCCCACAUCAAGACAUCACGAAGUCUCCACAUCAUGUGUCACAUCCCAGUUUUCUGCUGGAUCACUGCUACAGUUCUGGAGGAUGUGAUGGAGACCAGAGAGGGAGGAGAGCUGCCCAAGACCCUGACUGAGAUGUAUAUCCACUUCCUGGUGGUUCAGACCAAAGUGAUGAAGGUCAAGUAUGAUGGAGGAUCAGAAACAGAUCCACACUGGAGUCCAGAGAGCAGGAAGAUGAUAGAGUCUCUGGGAAAACUGUCUUUUGAUCAGCUGCAGAAAGGAAACCUGAUCUUCUAUGAAUCAGACCUGACAGAGUGUGGCAUCGAUAUCAGAGCAGCCUCAGUGUACUCAGGAGUGUUCACACAGAUCUUUAGGGAGGAGAGAGGGCUGUACCAGGACAAGGUGUUCUGCUUCGUCCAUCUGAGUGUUCAGGAGUUUCUGGCUGCUCUUCAUGUUCAUCUGACCUUCAUCAACUCUGGAGUCAAUCUGCUUGAAGAAUGUGAGACAGAAGAUAAGGAACCUGCACUGGCUAAUUUACAUCAGAAUGCUGUGGACAAGGCAUUACAGAGUCCAAAUGGACACCUGGACUUGUUCCUUCGCUUCCUUGUGGGUCUUUCACUGCAGACCAAUCAGAGACUCCUACAUGGUCUCCAGACACAGAAGGAAAGAAGUUUACAGAAAAACCAGGAAACAAUUCAGUACAUAAAGCAGAAAAUCAGUGACAGUCAGUCUGUAGAGAAGAGUAUCAACCUGUUCUACUGUCUGAAUGAGCUGAACGAUCGUUCUCUAGUGGAGGAGAUUCAACGGUCUCUGAGUUCAGGACGUCUCUCCACAGAUAAACUGUCUCCUGCUCAGUGGUCAGCUCUGGUCUUCAUCUUACUGUCAUCAGAAAAAGAUCUGGAUGAGUUUGACCUGAAGAAAUACUCGGCUUCAGAAGAGGCUCUUCUCAGGCUGCUGCCUGUGGUCAAAGCUGCUAAGAAAGCUGUGUUGAGUGGCUGUAACCUGUCAGCAAGAAGCUGUGAAGCUCUUUCCUCAGUUCUCGGUUCCCAGUCAUCUAGUUUGAGAGACCUGGACCUGAGUAACAACGACUUGGAGGACUCUGGGAUAAAGCACCUGUGCCAUGGACUGGAGAGUCCAUGCUGCAAACUUGAAACUCUCAGUCUUUCAGGCUGUCUGAUCUCAGAAAAAGGUUGUUCCUCUCUGGCUUUGGCUCUGACCUCCAACCCCUCCCACCUGAGAGAGCUGGACCUGAGCUACAACCAUCCAGGAGAGGCAGGACUGGAGCUGCUGUCAGUCAGUCUAAAGAUGCCUGACUGCAGGCUGGACGCCAUCAGAACUGAACCCGGUUCUGUCCAGUGGUUGAAGCCAAACUUCACAAAAUACUUCUGCCAGCUCACACUGGACCCAAACACAGCGCACAAGUUCCUCAGACUGUCUGAGAACAACAGGAAGGUGACCGACCUACGGAAGGAACACCCAUACCCCGAUCACCAGGAAAGAUUUGACUACUGGCCCCAGGUGCUGUGUGAAACUGGUUUGUCUGGUCGCUGUUACUGGGAGGUUGAAUGGGUUGGAAAGGUUUAUGUUGCAGUGAGCUACAGAGGGAUUGGGAGAAAUGGUGACAGCGAUGGCUCCAAGUUUGGAGGGAAUGAUCAGUCUUGGUGUCUCGCCUGCACUGAUGGAGGAUACAGUGCUUGGCACAACAACAGCGGGUCGCCCAUUCCUCUUCCUCCCUCUCCUACCGCCUCUCACCGUGUGGGCGUCUAUGUGGACGGUCCUGCUGGCAUCCUGUCCUUCUACAGAGUCUCCGGUGAUGUAGUGACCCACCUCCACACCUUCAGCACCACAUUCACUGAACCGCUCUAUGCUGGCUUUGGUUAUGGGGUCAAAUUUAAUUCCUCUGCUCUUUUGUGUCAGCUGUAAACCAACAGGAUGUGGUUUAGUUAAGUUGGUAAAAAAUAUUCCUAUAUAUGAGAUCAAACUAGAAAAGGCAGAGGAGGCAUCAUGAAAAUGAACCUGUAUUUAUUUUCACAAGCACAUAAAAUGCCAAACUUUGUUUGGUGAUUAAAUAAUUACUUUACUCCUUAUAAUAAGGUGGGGUGUAAUUAGCCUCUUAUGUUUGUAUUAAACAGUAAUGAACCUGUAUGUCUUUUGUCAUGUACAAUAUAGAAAAUGUAAUGAUAUUUUUAUUGAUUUUAUUUAUUUUCCAUUAUUUUACUUGUGAAAUAUUUGCUUCCAUCUGUAAUGUUGUACAUAUCAGCUGCUCCAGUCUUUAGUAAUCCCAGGGGCACAGAAAUGUAUCCCAACAUAUCCCCACAUUUUUCCACGCUAAUUCAUAUUUAUGUUUAUUUAACAUUUUCCACAAAAAUUGUCUAAAACAUUAGAUUUCAGUGAUGUUAAUGCCCACCUGCAGGUGGCAGUAUUUACCUCUCCUGCUCUGCUGCCUCAGACUUUCUUCAUGUCAAGUCGUAGCUUAUGAUUGACACACAGAGUAAAAAAACUGUGAAUAAUUAUUCCUGUUCAUUAAAGAAUAAAAAUGUUUGUGUUCAAGCUU
Xiphophorus couchianus (Monterrey platyfish) is the source of this 5445-nucleotide messenger RNA. RefSeq names its product NLR family CARD domain-containing protein 3-like. The record is from RefSeq and is a predicted model, not a curated record. Gene Ontology annotation, molecular function: protein binding. Bases 1494 to 4814 code for a protein of 1106 amino acids. The transcript is spliced from 10 exons. NCBI's taxonomy places the organism in Eukaryota, Metazoa, Chordata, Actinopteri, Cyprinodontiformes, Poeciliidae.